Molecule: messenger RNA, 252 nt
Organism: Trichoderma atroviride IMI 206040
Lineage: Eukaryota; Fungi; Ascomycota; Sordariomycetes; Hypocreales; Hypocreaceae
Source: RefSeq, a predicted model, not a curated record
AUGCAGAUACAGGCGCACGACUACCUAUGCAUUUCUUUCGCUUGUUGCGUUGACAAGAUUGCACGACACAACGGCUCCCCUUACACUCCAAAUAAGAAGAGAGCAAUCAGUGAACAGCAAGAGAUGGGACAAGACUCCAUCCCUCCACAACCCACUGAGCGACGGGGGCUCACCGCUAUGCGGUUUGGGCACCCAGAGGGUCCUGGCGGGCAGGACAGAGAUACCACCGUAGACUUGACACCAUUUCCAUGA